CAAUGUCUUAAAAUAAAAGUACGUUCGAUCACUUAAAUAGUUAUCUUACUAGGCGACUGUGGAGUAGGCAAGACAACAAUUCUGCACAAGUAACUUUACUGAAUGAGAUUAAGGUUCUUAGAUAUCAAUUCACAACCUGAAACCACAAUUGGAGUUUAGCAUCAUUCAUUUUCUAGAAAUAAUAUAAAAUUUUCAAUUUGGGACACUGCUGGAUAAGAAAAAUAUAGAUCAAUUGUUUCAAGGUUUAUCCUUUAUUAUAUUAAAUAUAGUCAUUAUAAGAGAGCCAAAGCAGCUUUAUUAAUUUAUGAUUGUUCAAGUGAGGAAACUUUAUUACAUAUUGACAAAUGGAUUGAAGAAUUAAUAUUUUAAGUUGGAACAAAAAUAAUAAUGAUUUUAAUAGGAGUAUUAUUAUAUCUAUUUUACUUUAUUAGAAUAAAACAGAUUUACAAAAAGUUGAUUUUAAUGAAUCUGUUUAGAAUUUGUAAGAUAAAUAUGAAAUAAAUUAUCAUAUAUUAACAAAUCAUAAAGAUGCUGAAUUCAAAGAUAAAAUGA
Messenger RNA from Paramecium pentaurelia, 552 nucleotides. The record is from the annotation of a GenBank genome assembly. Lineage: Eukaryota; Ciliophora; Oligohymenophorea; Peniculida; Parameciidae.